This is a messenger RNA of Dovyalis caffra, 393 nucleotides long. NCBI's taxonomy places the organism in Eukaryota, Viridiplantae, Streptophyta, Magnoliopsida, Malpighiales, Salicaceae. The record is from the annotation of a GenBank genome assembly.
AUGAGUUCUAACAAUUUCUCAGGUAAUUAUUUGGUGUUGCGACCAGAAGAAGUGAGUUAUCUGAAUGUCUUUCGCAUCUUAUGGAACGACGACAUAGAGAAAAAAGCAUUUGUGGACUUCCCAGAUGGGAAGAAGGAGAAUCUUCAUCGUAGGGUGGUAAGGCCAAUUAAAGAAUCAGAAACUUUCUUGUCAAUUAUUGGACAUAUGGACAAGCGUGUGGAUUUAGACAAGAAUAUCAAGCUUGAUGAUAGCAGAUACUACAGUGCACUCUCUGUAAUGGCCGCUAAGAUAGCUUAUGAGAACAAAGCCUUUGUUGAAAACGCAGUCAUAAAUCACUGGAAGGUAAAUGGUACUAAAAUUUUGAGAUUUUAUGUUGCACCUUCAUAUGCGUAA